This is a messenger RNA of Mucor velutinosus, 1509 nucleotides long. RefSeq names its product DExD/H-box ATP-dependent RNA helicase dhh1. Gene Ontology annotation, cellular component: nuclear pore cytoplasmic filaments; cytoplasm; nuclear pore. Gene Ontology annotation, molecular function: inositol hexakisphosphate binding; translation initiation factor binding; phospholipid binding. Gene Ontology annotation, biological process: poly(A)+ mRNA export from nucleus. The transcript has 6 exons. The coding region runs from base 1 to 1509 and encodes 502 amino acids. The record is from RefSeq and is a predicted model, not a curated record. Lineage: Eukaryota; Fungi; Mucoromycota; Mucoromycetes; Mucorales; Mucoraceae.
AUGCAAAUCACCAAUACCCGUGUCUACACAGUACCAUCAGACAGUGAAUCAGAAUCUGAUUACGAGGACUACAAGGUUUACACACCAAAAACCAGGGUUUUAACCCAACAGCAGGAAACGCAACUGAUCAAAUUGGGAUGUGUCUAUAACCCAGUGGAGGACUACAAGCGUUCUCAUUUGUACAAGAAUCCCAAAGUCUAUGAUCAGCAAUUUGCAUCAAGCAUGCAACAGCAUCAAUCCGAGCUGAAGAAGGACAUUGAGCGAUUGCUGGCACAACAGCGGCAACAGCAGCAGGAAGAGCUGAACAAAUUGAAAAGCAUGCUAUCCACAUUGACUGUGUCCAGCUCAAAAGACGAUCAGGAUGACGAUAAAGCAUUUGAAGAAGAACUGACAAAGCAACGCAAAUUAAUCGACGACGCCAUCGCACUCGACAAGAAGAAAUCGGAAAAUGCAACUGCUGAAGCAGAAGCAAAGGCUAAAGCCAAGGUAGAAAAAGAAAAGCGGGAGCAGGAGGAGAAGGAGAAGAAGGAGCAAGAAGCCAAAGCACUGAAGGAAAAGAAAGCAAAGCAACUAGAGAUGCAAAAGAUGGCUCAAUCAUCCGCUGUUUCGCCUCAAGGAUUGGAGGAAUACAAGAAAUACUUUGAAAAGAUUGAAUACUACAAGACCAACAUUAGACCCAAACUACAAAACGACGUCUUUCGCAAGCAGUGUUUCCAAGCUAAAUUGGUCAUUAAGCGCACAGUGUCUCAACUGCAGGCAGAGCAUAGAGUGAUUGUAGAGAAGUUCAAUACACUAAACAACCAUCUUUUGGGCAUCAAACAACAAUCGCCAGAGGCAUUUGAAUACAUGUUGAAUCAGCUUGCCAAGUUCUUACUGGCACAGGCAAAGCAGGAGAUUCAUGCUACAGCAUUUGCAGCUUAUUUCCUGGCAAGAUUCGCUUACCUCAUGUGCAGUUCCAUUUCAGAAUUCUUACCGUACCUUAUGGGCCGUUUAAUGAAGCGUUGUCCUUAUCUGAUUCCUCAGUACCAUGAUGAUGAUCCAUCACUCUCACACGAUGAGAUCAAAUCAAGGUUACGUUACGCUAUCAAAAACAAGGAGAAAAAGACGCUGGAGACGUUUUUAGAGCAUGCUGAAGGACAGAAAUGUUAUGUGAUGUUUUACGGUGCCUUAUGUCAAACAUUACCAGAUCCAGGACAGCCUGAAAACCCUUUCCCCAUCAAGCAUGCUUGGAUCUGGUUGGCCCGUAUAUGUAAUAUGCCUCCUCGUGAAAUCACGCCCAUCCUCGUCAAUGGCCUUUUAGAAGUAUCAGCUAUUCGAUUACUACAGGCUUAUCCCAACCAAACCGCCAAAUUAUUCCGAUUAAUUAGAGAGACCAUCUGCCCAUUGUAUCCCAUCAGUUCUGCGCAAGAGAAUGUCGCUGGUAUCAAACGUUUGGAAAUGUUCCUGGACGAUUACUUUCGAACUGGUCAACCCGAAUGUGUGCCUGAAAAGCUGCCGCCCACUGUAUAA